Messenger RNA from Scaptodrosophila lebanonensis, 1719 nucleotides. RefSeq lists its product as uncharacterized. Gene Ontology annotation, biological process: maturation of SSU-rRNA. Gene Ontology annotation, cellular component: 90S preribosome; nucleus. The record is from RefSeq and is a predicted model, not a curated record. Bases 127 to 1632 code for a protein of 501 amino acids. Lineage: Eukaryota; Metazoa; Arthropoda; Insecta; Diptera; Drosophilidae. The transcript has 2 exons.
UUACUUAGUGGUGUGCCAAAACACCAAUAUAUCGAAAUCAUCGGCUACCGAUUUCCGUUACCCAGUGCGAAUGCUCAUCUCUACGUCACGCUUUACAACAUACGGAGAGCAAAAACAAAAUUCACAAUGCUGGAUAAAUUGAAAUUCAAUAACUUAGUUAUUACCAACAAGAAACAAAUACAGCAGGCACGCGUUCAAACUAUAUCGAAGCUCGUGCACAGAUUGCGAAAGAUCAAGGAUGCGCUGUCAAAACAACCAGAUAAUGAGAAGCACAAGGAUCGUAUGCGGAAGAACUACGAAUGCGUGGCAUACCUAAAGUCUCUGAAGGCCGUCGACAUUGUACGCCAUAUGUUGCUGCAACAGAACAGCAAUCACAGCGCAGUUGUAACGAAUGGACGUGCCACCCCGGAGGAAGUCUCAAUGGCCCUGCUGGCACUAAACAAAGUCAUGCAACAAGUGGUAACUACGUUUCAAACAACACUAAAGCUGAGCAUUAAAGCAGACGCUCCAUGGCGUCAGGAAAUUAUGGAGGCAAGCAAGCGACGUGCCAAAGUGGAACGCACAGAGGCGAAGCGUCGUAAACGUAAGGAGCUCAAGGAACAAAAAGCCCAAUCACGCAAGCGCGAAGAAUGGCUGGAGCAAAAUAAGGUCGACAGUGCUGAGGAAGACGGGAAGCUUCAGCAAGAAACUGAAAAUGCUAAUAAAAUAGAAGAGCCAAUUGCAGAUCUGCCGAAAACGAAGAAAUCCCAAUUCAAACAGCGGGAUCAGCAGGAAACAAAGAAACCCCAACUCAAACCACAACCCAAGGAAAAUAAAACAAACAUUGAUGAUGUAGAGUUAUCAAGCAAGGAAGAGAAUUAUGCAAGUCAUGAAAAUACCAGUCACAUAUCAACAUCAAAAAGAAAGGAGCCGGAGGAGGAAAGACCGACGCAUGUUGUGGAUCCAUUUUUCAUCACCGAAACUGGCGAGCACUAUAUGUCCACUGCCGUUGUUCUGUCAGAUAACGCCGCUAGUGAGGAGGAGGAUGAAUCUGAGCCGUUGCGCGAGCAGCGACGUAAUAACAAAGCUUUUGGAAAACGUCAAGAGCAAAAUGGCUACAAACAUCCACGAACUGGCGACUUACAUGGCUCAGCUUUUGAGACAUUAGGGAGGAAAAAUGAUGGCGGCGUUGAUGACAGCCAUGGUGACCUGCAUCCAUCCUGGAUAGCCAAACAAAGGCUUAAACCUAGAAUACGCGAAUUCGCGGGAACAAAAAUUAAGUUUGAUGAUGAAUCAGGAACAAAUGAGGAGAACAAAGUCAGGAGAAUUGAAGUACACAAGUCAAUCACAAAGCCAACUAUUGGCGAGACUAAUGACAACAAUGCCGGGCUGCAUCCAUCCUGGAUAGCCAAACAAAGACUAAAACCUAGAAUACGCGAAUUCGCGGGAACAAAAAUUAAGUUUGAUAAGGAAUCAGGAGCAAACGAGAAAAAAUUCAGGGGAGUUGGGACACAAAAGCCAAUCACAAAAUCAAAUGCUGGCGAGACUGAUGACAGCAAUGCUAACCUGCAUCCAUCCUGGAUAGCCAAACAAAGGCUGAAACCUAGAAUAGCAGAGUUCGUGGGGACGAAAAUUAAGUUUGAUGAGGAUUAAGUGAAAUGUUUAUGUUAAAUUUAAUGACCUAUCAACUUCACAACAAAAACAAUGCCAAUUAAACGCCUAUUUUGGGCACAUAAUGUC